Colius striatus (speckled mousebird) is the source of this 3820-nucleotide messenger RNA. RefSeq names its product SWI/SNF-related, matrix-associated actin-dependent regulator of chromatin, subfamily a, containing DEAD/H box 1 (gene SMARCAD1). Gene Ontology annotation, molecular function: chromatin binding; ATP-dependent chromatin remodeler activity; DNA binding. Lineage: Eukaryota; Metazoa; Chordata; Aves; Coliiformes; Coliidae. The transcript is spliced from 24 exons. The record is from RefSeq and is a predicted model, not a curated record. Gene Ontology annotation, cellular component: nucleus. Bases 262 to 3330 code for a protein of 1022 amino acids.
GCAUCCCGUCAGAAGGGAGCGGGCCCGUGCUGCCGCCAUCGGGGAGUGUUGUGCUCCCCACCGCCCGCGCUGCCUCCUGCCAGUCCCUCUCUUCGUGCCGCGGCAGCCGCAGCCGGGCGUCUCGGGGGCCGGCCCGUUGUGACUGCCGCUCCCUCUUUUGCCUGCCCGCGGCCUCUCGCUGGUGCCGGCUACGGCGCGCGGCAGAAGCUGCCCGGUCGAGCCCGGCUUCUCCCCUGCAGGCAGGAGCGAUAGGUGAGGAGCAUGAGCCUCUACAACUUGGAUCGCUUCCGCUUUGAGAGGAGGAGGAAAGCGGAGCAGGAAACCGCGUCUGCCUCGGCAGCCCAGGUGCAGGCAGCUAACUGUGCUGCCGUGGGUGAUGCUGCUGGAGGGGAUGAGGAUGAAGCUACAGAUGGCAGCAGGCCAGAUACUCCAGGUUCGGAUGCGACAGAGAUAUCAGAGUACUCUACCGUCCCAGAAACUCCUGAAGCCAAGAGAGCAAGGAAACAGUCUUAUUUCAAACAUCGAAGAUGGGUGCAGUUCCUAGAUGCAUCUUCAGACAGUGAGGAUGAACCAGGAAACUUCAGUGCUCUGAAAGAAAACAGGACUCCAAGGAGAGAUGUGGUUGUAAUCUCUGACCCAUCUGAUGAUGAUGAUCAGCCUGAAGAUGCAGUACCCCAACUGACAUAUAUAAAUGGUGAGGAUCAGCUGCCAGCUGUGAAGAAGGGUACAGAGGAAGAUAGCAGAGAUGCCAAGCUGCAAACGCUGAAGGAAGUUUUUCCGCAAAGAAGUGACCAAGAAUUAGUACAAUUGAUAGAAUCAGCACACACAAUGGAUGAAGCAAUAGCUGCUGGUUUGAAGCUUAAUGACAAAGCUGCCUCUCGUAAAAGGAAACUAAAAGGUUCUCCCACAAGUUGCGAAAGUGAAAAGGAGCCAGUCACAAAGCAGCCAAAAGUUAAUUCUCUGGAUGAGUCAGAUCCCCAAAGACAAUGGGAGCAGCAAGAGAUGCUUGUGAAGAAGCUGCAAAAUACGUUCCCUGCACUGGAUAAGGAGGAACUGAGAGAUGUACUUCAGGAGCAUAACUGGGUGUUUCAUGAAGCGCUGGAGGCCCUGAGAGUAUUUGCAGAAGCUGAUGAGGGCACGAAAUUUUCUCCCAAAAGUGAAGCAUCUGACUGGACUGAAGCUGCCUCCAAGAGCAGAGGUGAGGAUAGUAAAGAGAAGCCAAAGCAGAAAUCUUCCAUGAAACAGCAGAACGGCUUUCAGAAAAAAGACAAAGGCAAAAGGAGCAUUUGGAGUACUAAAAGAGAAAUGGAAGACUCGGAGGACGAGUCAGCUUCAGAAGAUGGUGGUAGCUCCCUUGACAAGGACUACAGCAGUGGUGAUGAAGUGAUGGAGGAUGUCUACAAAGCAAAAAUCCUCAGUUUCCUGCAGGAUGCUUCCCCAAGCGAACUAUCUUUGAUUCCCCAGUGUUCUCAGAAAAAGACUCAGAAGAUAAUCGCGCUCCGGCCCUUUAACAGCUGGGAGUCUCUGUUUACAAAGAUGACUAAGACUACUGGUUUGUCAGAAGACAUAGUGUGGAACUGCAAGAUACUGCUGAAGGAGAGAGAUGUGGUUCUAAAGCUCAUGAAUAAAUGUGAAGACAUUUCAAAUAAACUGACAAAACAAGUAACCAAGAUUACUGAAGACGGAGGAUGUGGAUGGAACAUAGAGCAACCCGCCAUUCUGAAUCAGAGUUUGGAACUCAAGCCAUAUCAGAAGAUUGGUUUGAACUGGUUAUCACUACUCCAUAAACAUGGAUUGAAUGGCAUCUUGGCUGAUGAAAUGGGCUUAGGAAAAACAAUUCAAGCUAUUGCAUUUCUGGCUUAUCUCUACCAAGAGGGCAAUAAGGGUCCCCAUUUGAUAGUUGUGCCAGCUUCAACAUUAGAUAACUGGAUAAGAGAAGUUAAUCUCUGGUGUCCUGAACUGAGCGUCCUUUUUUACUAUGGGUCCCAAGAAGAUAGGAAACUUCUCAGGAUGGACAUUAAUAAUAAAGUUGUAGAUUUCCAUGUGAUUAUAACUACAUACAACUGUGCAAUUAGCACCUCAGAUGAUCGAGGGCUGUUUCGCAAGUUGAAGCUUAACUAUGCAAUCUUUGAUGAAGGUCAUAUGCUCAAGAACAUGAGCUCUAUACGCUACCAGCACCUUAUGACAAUUAAUGCAAAGAAUCGCUUACUGCUAACAGGGACUCCAGUUCAAAAUAAUCUAUUGGAAUUGAUGUCCCUCUUGAAUUUUGUCAUGCCUCAUAUGUUCAGCAGCAGCAGAAGUGAAAUCCGAAGGAUGUUCUCUUCAAAAACAAAGAGUGUUGAUGAGCAAAGCAUAUAUGAAAAGGGGAGGAUUGCACACGCGAAGCAGAUAAUAAAACCGUUCAUCUUGAGAAGAGUAAAAGAUGAGGUCCUUAAACAACUACCUCCCAAAAAAGAUUUCAUUGAAUUAUGUGCCAUGUCUGAGAAACAGGAACAACUAUACUGUGAUCUCUUAAGCAAGCUUAAGAAAAGUAUUAACACUAAUGAUAAAAACUCUGAUAUGGGAAAUGUAAUGAUGCAACUUAGAAAAAUGGCUAAUCACCCUCUCUUGCAUCGUCAAUAUUACACAACUGACAAGCUCAGGACAAUGUCCAUGCUUAUGCUCAAGGAACCCACACAUAGUGAUGCUAACCCUGACCUUAUCUUUGAAGAUAUGACAGUGAUGACAGAUUUUGAGCUGCAUUUGCUUUCUAAGCAAUAUUUUCACGUUGGUGACUUCAUGUUAGACAUGGAUCAGAUCUUGGAUUCUGGAAAGUUUAGAGCACUGGAACACAUUCUCUCUGACCUUAAAGAGAAGGGUGACAGAGUUGUACUGUUUAGCCAGUUUACCAUGAUGCUGGAUAUCUUGGAAGUUUUCCUGAAACACUGGCAACAUAGAUACCUUAGGUUGGAUGGGAAAACACAAAUUUCUGAUCGGAUACACCUAAUAGAUCAGUUCAAUACAGAUAUGGAUAUAUUUGUAUUCCUUCUGUCAACCAAAGCUGGUGGCUUGGGAAUUAAUCUGACCUCAGCAAAUGUUGUUAUUCUUCAUGACAUUGAUUGCAACCCAUACAAUGAUAAGCAAGCGGAAGACCGAUGCCACAGAGUAGGCCAGACAAGAGAAGUAAAAGUCAUAAAGCUAAUCAGUAAGGGCACUAUUGAAGAAUCCAUGCUCAAAAUUAGCCAACAGAAAUUGAAGUUAGAACAAGAUAUGACUGCAGCAGAUGCAGGAGAAGAAGGAACCAUUCCAACAGAUAUAGCCACGCUAUUAAAAGCUUCAUUAGGUCUCUAAAAAGCAAAUAUGUUGUGGAACACAAGGAAGAAGGGUUUUGUUGUACCCCAAGGACUCUUACGUUAUUGGUGACCAUGAGUUUUAAGAACAUUUUUAACUUUUUGUAGUUUCUUUAUUGUAUUCCUCAUGGUAUUGAAACUUUUAACACCGAUACUGUUCUUUUGAUGCUCAAAAACAUAAGUGACCCAAGUGUGCCAACAUCGGGUGCUAAAUAAACAUUUUGCAGAUCAGUUUUCAAAACGGGGACCUAAAUAGUAAUUGUUUAAAUAAAUCUGCUACUGUUUUAAGAUUUGUCAGUAUUUUUGUAAUUAUUUCUACCUCCAAAUAUAUAUAAAAAAGCCUGUCUGUUUCACUGGAUUACAAGUGUAGAUUUUUUUUUAUAUGUGCCUUAUUUGACAAUGCUUGAGUCUGUUUCUGCUUGUUUUGGUUCAUUUGAUGUACCAUGCUGGUUUUUAUCCACUUGUUCAAAUAAAACUCCAUAGAUUAACAA